UCAAACCUGUGAUGGAGGAUUUUGUUUUGUUUUGAAAAAAUACUACAUCAGUGUUAAUGCUCUCAGAGCACUAAAUAUCAGCAAGAAAUGGAUUUCUCCAUUUUACAGACACUCUAUUUUGAAAAAUAUUGAAGAUCUAGUCUUACCUUCAAGAGACCAGUAAAGAGCCAGAAUGGCCCCCUAAGAUGAAAUUACAAUGAUCACCUUGACUACCCAAGGCCUCCUUAGAAGGCCAAGGAACAGAAAGAGAGGGAGAGAGGAAGACCCCAGGAGAAGUGCAGUCCAAGGAGUCCUGCAAAGCAGACUGUGUGGACUGAAAGGCAACUUGCCCUAUUUUGCACCGGACUCAUCUGCAAAACGGGAUGAUGGUAUCUUCCCCAUAGGGCUUCUGUGCUGGAAUACAGAGAGGAACCAAACAGAUAAAAAUCCUUGCCUGCACGGAGCUUACCUUCAGCUAAGGGAGACAGUCAAAAACAAGUCAACACAUCUAAAGAAGCCACUGAUGAAACAGGCUCCCCCUUGGAAAGACCAUCUCACCUUCCAACCUCUCCAUCCUGCAGAGAGGAAAACCCAAGUUUGGCGUUGGCAGUCAGGAUUUAGCCAAAUUUGGGUGCUAUUUCCCUUUUGUGGAGGGACUUUUCAUCACAAUGAGAAGGACGUCUUAGGACUCCAGGACUUUGAGAGAGAAAGUGUCUCUACAAGUCAAAGCAGGAAUAUCAGCCUUCUUACACUAGGACAACUCCAAAAUUGUGUGAUUGGCAAAUUGACAAUCAUCGAUUUGUUGACUGAACACCUGUUAGGUGUAAGGCACGGUGUCAUAUGCUUUCCUUGGGGCUUGCCUUCAAGCAGCUAACAGAAAUAAGAAGAAAACAGGUGAAAAAGACAGUGUGAUAAGGCCAUGGUGGUGGAUUGUGGAUGCCCUGCCCUGUAUCCACUUGGGAGAGAGCCUCUACAACAUGCUGGCAACUUCCCCCUCACUGAUUCAAAUGUUAAUCUCCUUUGGCAACACCCUCACAGACACACCCAGGAUCAAUACGUUGUAUCCUUUGAUCCAAUCAAGUUGCCACUCAGUAUUAACCAUGACACCUUCUAAGCCAUCAUCUCCUCCUAAUCCUCCCAUAACAAUGGGUAUAAGUUAUGAAGGUGGGUUAGAAACUAGUGCCUAUCCCUCACUAAGUUGCCAGAUGGAUUUAACAGCACCUCAAAGUCAACAUGCCCCAAGUCAAAGUCUUCUUUACCCAUGGAAUAAGCUGGCUUGCUACUUCCCUACAUCUCUGAAGGGCUCCACCAUUCCUCUAGCAACCAUGCUCUCAAAGCUCAGAGGGAGGAAAAGGAAAUGGAUCUAAAUGGAAUUCCAGGUCCCACGCUGGAUAUUUUCACACCUUACCUCAUUUAAUACAACAAGCAAGGAGGUAGACAAUAUUGUCUACCUUUGCAAAUGAGGAAACAGAGGCUUAGAGAAGUUAAAUAAUUUGCCUGAGAAUAAAGCUAAAAGUAGCUUUAAAAUACUAGAGCUGGGAUUGCAAGUUUGAUGCAAAGUUUGUGCUCUCUUCAUCCUUCACCAAGAUCUUUCAUUUUCCCUUUAAAUAUCUCUUAUGUCUGCAUUUCCCUUCCAUUCCCAUCACUAGCACUGUCCUCUAAUGCCCCACCCAGUGGGGAAGUCUCCAAUAGGUCCCCCUGCUUAUAACAGCCAAGAGGGUAGCUAUAAACUAGGUCCAAUAACAUGCUUCAUGUGAGGGAACUGAUGGACAGCUGUCUAAUUCAUAACCUCUGGCCUCAACGGAAUUUACAGUUCAGAGUCCAAAAUAGCAAGGAAGUGGUGGGAAGAAGGUGAGAGAAAAGGGUGGGAGGGUGAGAGAGGGGAGGGAGGGGAAUAAGGUGUGGGCAGUAGAGGGAAUCUGUCAGUCUCAUGGUUUGCCCUAGGAAACCUUCUGCUCAGCCCCAGCCUGCUUCUGGGCACUCCUCCUCACCCCUCCUUGCUGUCCAUAUGGGUUCAAUGUGAGUAACCACAAUUGUAGAGUGUGGCCAUCUUCUUCUGACAUGGUCCUAAAUAAACCUAACUGAGUAGCCAGAAGAAUCACUUCUAAGGUAAACAUCUGUAAACAUUGGUUAUAUUUAUUUUCAAUAUUACUGGUUAACAUUGUGGAGCUAUUACUGAUGGGCCAGACUCUGUGCUAGGCACAGACUUUCUAGGGAUUAUUUCAUUUAAUUCUCAUGGCAACCACCAUGCAUUUGCAGAUAGGCAAGUCAGGCUCACAAAAAUGUAUGCAGAGCUUCAGGGUUGUGAUGGGUAGAGCCAAACCCAUCUGCCCAACCCAAGGGCCCGUGCGCUCCAACCCUGCAUCGAACUGCCAACAUAGUACACCUUUUAGAAAAAGAUUCUUGUUGCAAAAGUACCAUAGGCAGUGUGUGUGUAAGGUCAUUGUAAAAGUGUAGAUAAGCAAGAAAGUGUUAUACCACCACUCAGAAGUAACCACUGUUAACAUGUUGGCUUAUCUGCUCUCAGGUGUUUCUGUGCCUGUACAUACUAUUCUUCUUGAAUAAAAACAGGAUUACACAGUG
Molecule: messenger RNA, 2562 nt
Organism: Homo sapiens (human)
Lineage: Eukaryota; Metazoa; Chordata; Mammalia; Primates; Hominidae
Product: talanin
Exons: 6
Coding region: 197-853 (218 amino acids)
Source: RefSeq, a predicted model, not a curated record